AUGGGUGGUGGAGAAAGGUAUAACACUCCAGCCCCUCAAUCUAGAAACAUCAGUAAGAACCAACAGCAGCUUACUAGACAGAAGACUAAGGAUCAGAAUUCCCAGGUGAAGAUUGUUCACAAGAAAAAAGAACAAGGAAACAAUUACAACUCAUCAGCAGCUGCAUGGCAGGCCAUGCAAAAUGGCGGGAAGAACAAAAAUGUUUCUAGUAUUCCAAAUUGGAAUACUAGAGUUAGCCUAUCAAGUCCCAGUUUGCUUUUUAAGUCUCAAGCUAAUCAGAACUAUGCUCGAGCCAAAUUUAGUGAGCCACUAUCACCAAGUGUUUUUCCCAAGCCACCAAGCCACUAG
This is a messenger RNA of Jaculus jaculus (lesser Egyptian jerboa), 348 nucleotides long. RefSeq names its product proline-rich nuclear receptor coactivator 2-like. Gene Ontology annotation, cellular component: P-body; nucleus. The record is from RefSeq and is a predicted model, not a curated record. Gene Ontology annotation, biological process: nuclear-transcribed mRNA catabolic process, nonsense-mediated decay. Bases 1 to 348 code for a protein of 115 amino acids. The transcript has a single exon. NCBI's taxonomy places the organism in Eukaryota, Metazoa, Chordata, Mammalia, Rodentia, Dipodidae.